Sebastes umbrosus (honeycomb rockfish) is the source of this 1563-nucleotide messenger RNA. Its product is annotated as CD209 antigen-like protein B. NCBI's taxonomy places the organism in Eukaryota, Metazoa, Chordata, Actinopteri, Perciformes, Sebastidae. The transcript has 5 exons. The record is from RefSeq and is a predicted model, not a curated record. The coding region runs from base 216 to 1271 and encodes 351 amino acids.
GCAGGCAGCUGUUACACUGCCCUCAGCAACAGGUGAGGUCCUACUGAAAACACACCUGUUACCAAUCAUGAGGUCCUGACAGUAAAUACCUUGGAAGAUGCAAAGCACUGCAGAUAACAGAGCCCAGCAGUAGAGAGGGACUGCUGGGGAGAAACACUGAGAACAACGCUGCAUUACAGUCUGCCUGGUAGAUUGUAACUGUGGUUCAGCCUGAGAUGAAGCUAGACUUAAAAAAUAGCAUGUCGAGGAUCAGGAAAGUCUGCAGGGAUAGGGGGAUGAUACGUGGUUCAUUGUGGUGGAUUGGAGCUGCUGUAGUGUUUUUUCUGCUGAUUUUGAUCUUAGGCGUGGUGGCCCACAAUUCCAGUGCCAUCGGUCAGCGGGACUUGAAGUCUGAGAGCCUGAUCCAUAGCCUGAUGAUGGACAGAGACACUAUGAGAGAUGAGCGAGACCAACUGAAGACUAACUCCAGAAACCUGACAAAAGAGAUGAAUGAGCUGCACAGCCAAAAUAAUGGGCUGCAUAGCCGAUACACGGAGCUGCAGGGCCAAAACAAUGGGCUGCAGAGCCGAUACACGGAGCUGCAGGGCCAAAACAAUGGGCUGCAGAGCCGAUACACGGAGCUGCAGAACCAAAACAAUGGGUUGCAGAGCCGAUACACGGAGCUGCAGGGCCAAAACAAUGGGCUGCAGAGCCGAUACACGGAGCUGCAGAGCCAAAACAAUGGGCUGCAGGACCGAUACACGGAGCUGCAGAGCCAAAACAAUGGGCUGCAGAGCGAAAACAAGGAGCUGCAGAGCCAAAACAGCAUGCUGCAGAGCCAAUACAACGCUACGGCUGAAAGUCGAGAUCAGCUACAAAAGGAGGUCAACAGGUUAACUGUCAACGUAACAGGUAAAACUUGUUUCGAAGGAUGGAAACCAUUCGGAGACAAGUGCUACUUUUUCUCUGCUAAUGGAGUGACUAAAACCUGGGAAAGCAGCAGAAAAGACUGUAAAGAGAGAGGAGCGGACCUGGCGAUCAUAACCUCUCAUGAAGAGCUGAAUUUUGUCAGCAAACUUUAUGGCGUAACCUGGAUCGGUCUGUCAGACAGGGCGCAAGAGAACAAGUGGAAGUGGGUGGAUGGGACUGACCUGGUAGGUGACGGUUACUGGCAAGACGGGGAGCCCAAUAAUAGUGAUGGAAAUGAGGAUUGUGCUGAGGUCUCGCGUUCAGCAAAGAGAUUUAAUGACGUGCCUUGUGAGAGAAAAUUUUCAUGGGCCUGUGAGGUUUAAGGUCCAGUGGGCAGCCAUUCGUUUGUCUUUCAGUUGAUGCCAUUUAGGCCCUCCCAUCCCAUUGUACAGUAUUUUUUUAUCUGAUUAUUAUUUCUCCUCCUGGAAAUACUGUAGAUAUGCUAAUAGACAGUCUGAUAGCAACUCAUCUUUUUUGUUCAUUUAUUUUUCUAAUAGUUUUUUAUUAAGUAAAACGCACUUAAAUAAAUGUAAAGGUGAUUUAUCCAGUAAAAAUGACACAGAAUUUCCUUUAAUCUUCACAUUAUAGCUUAUUGAUAGUGUAUUCCUGCUUUUA